Messenger RNA from Clunio marinus, 3064 nucleotides. NCBI's taxonomy places the organism in Eukaryota, Metazoa, Arthropoda, Insecta, Diptera, Chironomidae. The record is from the annotation of a GenBank genome assembly.
AGUCCUGCUUCAACCUUACAUCAUUUCAGAUUAAUUUUUUACUCCUUCUUGAAAAGAAAAAAAGAAAAUUCAAACAGUCAAUAUUUGGAACUAUUUUCCUUAUCCAAGUGACGAGCGAUAUCAGAAAGUGAAUUUUUUCUGAAAAUCGCAAUCUUUUCCCUUUUUUAACGCUUGACAUAACUGAUUAUUAUUGGCGGAAAACAAUUCUAUCCGGCACCACAGUAGAGCUAAAGAAAAGCAAAAAAGAAGUAACGAAAGUAUAACAUAAAAAGCGGCAACGAAGGAAAAGGAGAAAAUUUUCCGAAACGAUUGACCCUGAGCUAAAAAAAGGCAAAAAAUAAAAUAAAAUAAAAACAAGUUAAGGAGAAGACAACAAAGUUGUGAUUUUGCACAUCGAAAUUCAUUCACAAGGACGUGAAAGUAUCUUACAAAACAUCUAAAUUCUAUGUGUUCAUGUGAAUGCCGGGUUUAGGAUUGAGAAUAACACACAACAAAUACCACAGAAACGACACUAAAUUUUCUCAACGUCUCCAUAAUAAAAAUUAAUUGAAUAUUUUUAUCGAAAAACAGUAGAGAGCGAGGACGCGCUUCUGACAUAUUCGAUUACAACACACAAAACAAGGCAAACGACGAAGGAAAAAAAGGGCAAAUAAACUUUUCAUAUCGUGCAGAAGGAAAAAAGUUUUUAAUAAAAUCGAGAAACGAAGAAGAAGCAAACAAGGAAAGAAAAGUUUCUGCCUUUUUGCUUUAAUCGUGUGGCACAAAUAAACAAUGUGAACAUAGAGACGAAAUUGAAUAUAUUUUCCUUGACAUUUAGCAGACAAUCUUUCUUCAACUAAGAAAAAAAGAACGUCUUCUAGUAAUCGAUUCACAAAGCAAAAGAAAAAAAAUUAGAAAAAAACUUUUCUUAAGUGAGUUUUGUGAUAAAGAAACGGAUCAGAAAGAAAAAAAAUAGAUUAGUAAGAAAGCAGAAUUAAUUACCAGUGUGAUAAUUGAAAAAUAGGAAAGUGAAAAUUUUUUAUGUAAUCAGAGAAAACAGUAGCGACAUAAUUUAAUUAAAAUAUCCUAUAAUUUAAUCAUAAUAAAUUUGGAUAAAAUUAACACAUUUUCGACUUAUACCUUUCGAGUCUGUGGGUGAAAUUCGAAUUAAUUAUCAUUAAAGAAUUACAAACGAGAGAGAGAAAAACAAAGUAGAAACGCUUUGUUACUGUGCCGAACAUUGAAACGCAAAACAAACAAAAAACGAAAUAUUAAUAAGCCAUGGCUACAAUGGUUAAUAUGAACAGCUUAAUAAAUGGAAAGGAUUCGAGAUGGCUCCAAUUGGAAGUUUGCCGCGAGUUUCAACGAAAUAAGUGUUCACGUCCGGAUACUGAAUGCAAGUUUGCCCAUCCACCGGCAAAUGUUGAAGUACAAAACGGGCGAGUCACGGCUUGUUAUGACAGCAUUAAGGGACGAUGCAAUCGUGAAAAGCCUCCAUGUAAAUACUUUCAUCCGCCACAACACCUAAAAGAUCAAUUAUUGAUAAAUGGUCGCAAUCAUUUAGCAUUAAAAAAUGCGUUGAUGCAACAAAUGGGCAUGGCACCAAAUGGACAACCAAUUAUUACAAGUCAGCUACAGCCGAUGGCUGCAAACGCUUAUAUAGCUGGUGUACCUGCUAGUAAUCCUUACAAUCCAUAUUUUGCUCCUGGACAAUUAGUACCUACAAUAUUAGGGCCCGAUCCAUCAACAGCUACGGCCACAGUCUCACCACAAAUGACGCAAUGUGUUCCACAACCUGUACCCAUGCCCCAACAACAGAAACUUCCACGGUCCGAUCGGAUUGAGAUCCCUGGCAUGGUGCCUUAUAAAAGGUCCGCAGCAGAUAAAUCGGGCAUUCCAGUUUACCAACCUAGUGCAACCAAUUAUCAACAGCUCAUGCAUAUGCAACAACCAUUCGUACCCGUCUCAUAUAUUUAUAAACUCCAAGAUUUUCAACUUCAAGGGAAAUAAGCAUUGGUCGGUAUGAUGUCGAGAUAAUUUUGUUGGGAGGGGAAUACAGAAAGCUGUAUGUGAUGUAGAAACUGGUAAACGAAAAUCGCAUGCAUUCACCGACCGACCGAAUGACUAUCAGAGAUUUCGGUGGCAAUAAAGAAUAUGAAAAUUAACAAUUUAAAAUAAUAAAAAACAAUAAAAUUUAAAAUUAAUCAAAAUAUAUUGGUCUAUUAAAACAUAAUAUUGAAAUGGUCGCAAUUAUCUCCAGCAACUAAAUGUGCUGUAUGCGGUGCGAAAAAGUCUUGAAAAAUUCAACAGAUCAGGAUGUGGAUGUGGAAUAUUCGUUCUGGUUCUGGAGAUGGAGGAAUAUAAUGUUUUAAAUAUUCAAAGGAAAAACAAAAAAAAUAAUUUUAGUCGCAGUUAGAAUGCUGCAAAGUAUCAAAUUAAAAACGAAGGUUAAUAAAUUAUUAAACAAUUGAAAAGAGAAACCAAACAAUCCACACAAACUACAUACAAUAUUACUUACAUCUCGUGUGUUAUUAAAGUAAAAGUAAUUGAACUUUUUUAUAGUAAUUAAUUUGUUCUUUAAAGUUUAAAAACAACACACAUACACACACAAGUUACACACAGUAUGUUUAUUAUACCAUAAUGAAAAGUGGAAUUAAAAUUAUUUAAAUUUAUAUUUAAUAACUAAAAAGAAAUUAAGAAAAAACUAUGAAAAUAAAUUCGAUUGCACAACCAAAAACAUGAACAUUUUACAACAAUGAAAAUGAUAAAAAAUACCUACACAUUUUUAAUAUCUAAUUAAAAAAAUAGUUUUCAAAAAAAAAUGAAGAAAUGAUGAAAAUGAAUGAAAUUACUGUGAAACACAUAUUCAUCGAUGAUUGUAGAUAUCUAAUAUGGGAUUAUGAAAGUGAAAUUAUUUACAUUUUAUACAAAAAGAAACCAACUUUCCUUGAAAAUCUAGUUCCAGUCUUAAAAUGACUUUAACUUAUGUAAUUUAAUGAAUUAUAUCAUAAUAAAAAAAUUAUUUGUUAUAAUCAUGAUUUCAUUAUUAAGACAUAAAAAAAAAAGAAAAUAAAAAAAAAUAUUC